Messenger RNA from Camellia sinensis, 637 nucleotides. The record is from RefSeq and is a predicted model, not a curated record. Lineage: Eukaryota; Viridiplantae; Streptophyta; Magnoliopsida; Ericales; Theaceae.
AUGACGAAGCUCCUGGAUUGGCCCUCGAAGCCUGCACAGAUUGAGCUGGUGGAUGUGAUUGGCAUUGAUGAAGCUCAAUUCUUUGAUGACCUUUAUGAUUUCUGCUGCAAGGCUGCUGAUUGUGAUGGGAAAAUUGUUAUAGUUGCUGGCCUGGAUGGGGAUUACUUGAGAAGGACCUUUGGCUCAGUUGUUGACAUAAUACCCCUUGCGGAUUCCAUAACCAAACUGACAGCUCGGUGCGAGCUUUGUGGCAAGCGGGUUUUUUUUACCUUAAGGAAGACUAAUGAGACAAAGACUGAGCUAAUUGGUGGUUCUGAUGUCUAUAUGCCUGUCUGCCGCCAGCACUAUGUCAAUGGGCAGGUUGUCAUCGAAUCAGCACGGGAUACUCUGGAAUCUUGUAGUAAAGCACAAACGGACUCUUAUCAGGAGGAAGUUGCAGUUGCUUAGAAACAUAUCUAGCUUAUUCACAGCCUAAUAGUUUUUUGGGCUAUUUGUAUUUUAGUCAAGGUGUUUGCAUAACAUCUUGAAUUUGGAAUUUGCAAUGUUUCUAUGGUACCUUCUCAUAUGUAUAUAUAGAAAGUUUAUUUUAUAUUGUAUCAAUAUUUAGCACUUGAGUACUUCUAGUUUGUGUUUUAAA